Messenger RNA from Apus apus (common swift), 3691 nucleotides. It is a transcript of the gene VNN1, whose product is annotated as vanin 1. The record is from RefSeq and is a predicted model, not a curated record. NCBI's taxonomy places the organism in Eukaryota, Metazoa, Chordata, Aves, Apodiformes, Apodidae. The transcript is spliced from 8 exons. Gene Ontology annotation, molecular function: hydrolase activity, acting on carbon-nitrogen (but not peptide) bonds, in linear amides. Bases 186 to 1679 code for a protein of 497 amino acids.
CCACAGCAAGGUUAACCCUUCAAAUAGGUAGUCAUCUUCCACACAGUCUCUCUUAACACAAGAAGCAAGACCACAGUCUGAAGACGGACGACCUCUACAGCUAAGGAGAUUUAGCAUCAGAUCGCAGCCUGCCCACAAAAGGGUUUAUAUUCCCUGUGCCUGGCCCUUGCUGCAAGGUCCCAGCCAUGCUCCCUUCCCAGCCUCUCCUGCUCGCUGUUGUGGUGGCACUCACAGUCCUCCAGGCCUUUGCCUCCGACACCUUCAUCGCAGCUGUUUACGAGCACAGUGUUGUCCUGCCAGAUGCCACUCUCCAGCCCGUUUCUCCAGACGAUGCUUUGGCCCUGAUGAACAAAAACAUGGAUGUCUUGGAAGGGGCCAUCAAGAAAGCUGCCCAGCAGGGUGCCCACAUCAUUGUGACUCCUGAAGAUGGUGUUUAUGGCUGGCUUUUCACAAGAGAAACCAUCUAUCCCUACCUGGAGGAUAUUCCUGACCCGGCAGUGAACUGGAUUCCCUGCACAGACCCCACAAGAUUUGCUCCAGCUCCGGUGCAGGAACGGCUGAGCUGCAUGGCCAGGAAUAACUCCAUCUAUGUGGUUGCAAACAUUGGGGACAAGAAGCCAUGCAACUCCAGUGAUCCCAGCUGCCCCAGUGAUGGUCGCUAUCAGUACAACACUGAUGUCGUCUUUGACCCGGAGGGGAAACUGGUGGCUCGUUACCACAAGUAUAAUCUCUUUAUGUCAGAAACCCAGUUUAAUUACCCAAAAAAGCCAGAAGCUGUCACCUUUGAGACCCCCUUUGGGAAGUUUGGCAUUUUCACAUGUUUCGACAUCCUUUUCCACGAGCCUGCUGUGGUCCUGGUGAGUGAGUUGCAGGUGGACACCGUGCUCUUCCCAACGGCGUGGAUGAACGUCCUGCCAUUUCUGACUGCGAUUGAGUUUCACUCUGCCUGGGCCAUGGGCAUGGGUGUCAACUUCCUAGCUGCUAAUACACACUACACUGGCUCAUCUAUGACAGGGAGUGGUAUUUAUGCACCACAUGGAGCCAGAACAUACUACUACAAUAUGAAAACCGAGGAUGGUCGCCUCCUCAUUGCUGAACUAGAUUCACACCCUCGCCUUUCUCCUACCUCCUCUCCUGCUAUCAACUGGAGCUCCUAUGCUUCGAGUGUCAAAAGAUUCUCUCCAAAUGACCAUGAAUUUGGAGGACUCAUCUUCCACGACCGAUUCACUUUGACUGAGCUCACAAAGCCUGAAGGGAACCGCACUGUUUGCCAGAAGGACCUCUGCUGUCACUUGAGCUACAAAGCAGCAGGGAAACAAGAUGAUGAAGUUUAUGUUCUAGGUGCAUUUAAUGGGCUUCAUGCUGUUGAAGGACAAUACUAUCUGCAGAUAUGCACGCUGCUCAAGUGCAAGAGCACAGACCUGAGCACGUGCGGGCAGCCGGUGGAGACGGCUCAGACCAAGUUUGAGAUGUUCUCCCUCAGUGGCACCUUUGGCACCAACUAUGUCUUUCCAGAAGUCUUGUACAGCGGAGUGCAGCUGGCCCCUGGGGAGUUCGAGGUGCUACGUGACGGGUGUUUGAAAAGCAAGAAUGGCACAUCAAAACCACUCGUUACAGUGACGCUUUUUGGAAGGUUUUAUGACAAGGAUCCCCCUCAUCCUCUGCAAACCUCCCCAUAGUUAUCUGUUACACAGUCACGGAGGACAAGAGGGGAAUUACUCCUCCUGAGCCAUGGUGGUUACCCGGUAUCCUUCCUGUUCUGCAGUCUUGCCCUGCUCAGCAGCCAUGGCAGCUGGGUCUAUUCAGGAUAAAGUGAUGUGAUCAUUCUGCUGUGCAUACCUUUUUAACAGUGUUUAAUUCAGUGCAGUAAUUUUUAGUAUGAAUGCUUCUUUAAUUAGAAUUUUUUUUCUUCCCUAAGAUAUCAUGCAGAUUGCCAGGAUUACACUAGAAAGAAGAGCAAUACUAAAAUGUGUGAAAUGUGAAGUUUGACAAUUUGCUGCAGAACAAAUCUCCAACGAAGGAAGCCUUUCUGUCUCUUUUGUCCUUUUCUGUUUUUCAGACUGUGUAAGCACUAAGGGUCCGUGUGUUUCUCAGCACACACCAAUCAAUAUGACCAUCCUAGUGCUCAAUGGGCCUUGGCCCCUAUCUACCCAAGAAACUGUACAGUGGAGAAAAAAACAAGUUUGAAAUGGGUUUAGGUGUAGAUUUACAGAAAGUGGUCCUUCACAACCUAUGCAGCUGUUGAAUCUGGCUGUGCUCUGUAAAGCAUCUUCAGUUCUGCAAACUCUCUGAGCUCUCACUGCUUCGUACAUAGUUCAGUGGUGGACUUGGCAGAGUUAAGUUAACAAUUCUAUGUCAGACGCAUGCUGGGUUCAAUGCAUAUUUAAUAGAAUCAUAGAAUGGUUUGUGUUGAAAGGGACCUUAAAAAUCAUCUAGUUCCAACCCCCAUGCAUGGGCAGGGGCACCUCCCAAUAGAUCAGGUUGCUCAAAGCGCUAUCGAACCUCCCUUGAACACUUCCAGGGAUGAGGCAUCCACAACUUCCCUGGGCAACCUCUUCCAGUGUCUCACUAUCCUCAUAGUGAAGUUUUUCUUCCUAAUGUCUAAUCUAAAUCUCCUCUUCUCUAGUUUUAAUCCAUUAGCCUUUGUAUUUUCGCUACAAGCUCUAGUAAAAAGUCCCUCCCUAACUUUCCUGUAGCCUCUUCAGGUACUGGAAGGCCACUAUGAGGUCUCCUUGGAACCUCCUCUUCUGCAGGCUGAACAACCAUAUAUUUUACCAUAUAAACAUAGUAUGCCAACACCUUCUCCUGAGUAUUUGAAAAAUUCUUCAAAACUGUGAUAGCAUAAGAAAUGGGCAAUGUUUUAGAACCUCAAGCACAUUUUGCCACAUACACCUUGGAGGGGUUCCUGGCUCGAUACUUAUCCCAUAGGCUUUUGUGUCUACUGCCCUUCAGAUCAGUGACAUACAGUCUGCACCAUGCUUAGCACUGAGCUACCUUAAAUGGGGCACAUAAGAAACAUGCUGUGGCUUCCCAACCCCUGCACAUCAGCAUACAUUAUCCAGAAGUUGUUAAAAUUGAGUUCUGUUUUCCGAUGUGCUCCUGCUUUUCAGCACAAAAUGUUGGAGGCUUCUUCCAGGAUUUGCUUCAAGUGGAAAUAAAACAGCUGAGCUUGUACUCAGGGGAAGGUCUGUACCACUUGGGAGUAGUUAUUCAAGACAGGCAGAACCUCGAGGUCAUACCUUGCUGGUGGUUUGCCCAGCACCUCAUCCUUUUUGCACCUGACUGAUGGUUAUCACCCAGACUUGUCUUUCAACAGAGUGUCAAGAGGCGAUAUGAUGGACCUGUAGCAGUACUAAUCCCACUUGACUGUUGGCUGUGUAAUGGGUUUGGGGUCCAGAAUUGCAGAGGGCCAUGGGGAAGGGUGGGAGCUGAUCUCCAGUCCCUGAGCCAGUCUGUCUCACAGCUGCAUCAGUGGUACUUGAAAGAAACAAAUACUUUGUAGGUUGCUGGUGUCCUGAGAAUUUUAUGCACUCUAAAUUGAUAUGGAAUUUAUUAAAAUCUUUCUCAAGCUGAAGAGGAAUACAAUCAGGAGAUAAAUACUGAAUGGAAUUGUAGACAUUCACUAUAUUGUUACUAUGUUUAUCUUUACACAUUAGGUUAAAAUUUCCUAAUCUCUCUAUUUGCACCAAAA